AGAUGUAAUAACUGGAAGAACGAUGGGGCAAGCUAAUAGCCGUUAACGAACAAACACAAGCAAAGUCUUUCUUGUGUUUGAAAGUAAAUUUUAAGAGCCCCCCCCCCAAGCCGAACGGUAUAAAGUGUAACCUGUGACCACGAUUAUAUGUAGAAGUUGUAAGGGCCUGAAACGUUACCUCAGCGCUCGUUGGCUGUUUCUGACAACAUCACAUGAUCCGCGGCUGUCCGUGUAGCUGUUGUUAGCUUGUUAGCGGCUAGCUGCGUUAGCACCGAGCCUUCGGAGUUCACCAGGAAACGGUGCGACCUGACGUUAUAUCGAGCCACGCCAAGCUGCAAGGUCCAAACUGUAAGCCGGUUGAACGUUACCUAUAUGGCUGUUCACAUCAACAUUAAACAAAUGAGUAUGUGACCAAGGACUAGGGUGUACAGCACAUGAUCUGGACCAGUGGAUGAGGCCAAAAUCAAUCAGGGGUAAAUUAUUUCAAAGUGGUCGAUCAGGAGUGAAAAGCCAUGACAACAAAGACAUCCCUGCUGAAAGUCAUACUGCUGGGUGACGGUGGUGUAGGAAAAAGCUCCAUCAUGAAUCGUUACGUCACCAACAAGUUUGACGCACACCUUUUUCACACUAUCGGUGUUGAGUUCCUCAACAAGGACCUGGAGGUAGAUGGCCACCAGGUUACCCUGCAGAUCUGGGACACUGCUGGCCAGGAGCGCUUCCGCAGCCUGAGGACUCCUUUCUAUCGUGGCUCUGAUUGCUGCCUACUCACCUUCAGUGUGGAUGACAGCCAGAGUUUUCUCAAUUUAGGCAACUGGAAGAAGGAGUUCAUCUACUACGCAGAUGUCAAGGAGCCAGAGAAGUUCCCAUUCGUAGUCUUGGGCAACAAACUGGACGUGACAGAGAGGCAGGUGUCUACUGAGGAGGCUCAGCAAUGGUGCCAGGAGAACGGCAAUUUUCCCUAUUAUGAGACCAGUGCCAAGGAUGCCACCAAUGUAGCAGCUGCCUUUGAGGAAGCAGUGCGUAGAGUGUUGGCAUUGGAUGAAAGAACGGACCACCUCAUCCCCACAGACACAGUCAAGCUCCACAAAAAGCCUCGCUCUGCUGCCACUUGCUGUUCAUAACGUCCGGGAGUUAUCGUUAACAUUAAUUUGCUGUUAUGCCUGUUAUUUGACAAGGCUGUAUGUGUACAAUGCUGUAGUAACAUCUUAUUUAAGCAAAUUAUGCUCCUGGCUUUGUGAUUUGUUACACUGCUGAAGGUUUGAUAUUGUUAAUAGAGAGAAAGAUGAAACACUAAAUUCUUCCUAGUUUAAGUACAAAUAAACAUGAAAGCACUGAAUAAUUCACUCAGCUCCGCUACAGUUCAAAUGUCACGCUUUAAAAGGAUAGCAGAAAAAGAAACAAUAUUAUGUGUUGGCCCAAGACUACCUGUGGGGAUCUAAAAUAUACCAUGACAGAACGAAAACAAUAUUUUUGAAAAGUUUCACUUCCCUCUCAAAUAUUUAAAUGUUAAAUUCUAUUAUGUAGGCAAAUUAUAAUCAUUAAAAAUCACUCACUGAAAAUCUGUUCAGAUGUGUACUACAUCGGGAGUGCACUUGUCAUAGGGUCCAUGAACCUCACUCCAGAAUGUGACAAUGCAGAAACGUGAUGUUCUGAAUACUUAAAUUUAGAAAAUAACUGAAUAAUUAAAACAAUUUAUACAAACCAAUAACCUUCUUUCUGAGGAUUAUACAGUAGCAAAGGCACUACUUUGUGUAACUAACAAAUUGAGGCUUGUGAUUAUUGCACCUUUUAGGUCUUGUUUCCGCACAUUCUGCAUAGUGAAUAGAUUAUGGCUGUGUGCUGGAAGCACAAGAUCCCUAAUAGAGGAUAAAUAUUUAAACAAAGCUAACAUGCAUGGCAUAUGGUGUACUUAAGUUUCUGGAAAAUUUUGUAUUUUGUAAACUGUUUUUACCUUAUAAAAAAAAAAAAAAAAAACAUCACUGAAUCAAACUGCAGUAUUUCCUUGAGUGAAGUUAAAUGAAAUAGUGGUCAUGAUUGAGUAAACUUUUUCAUCAAUGUUAGGCUUACUGUUUUAAAUAAUGAUUUUGAUCUUUAAAGAACUCUAUUAACAUGAUUAUCCUUACAGUUGAAAGCCCUUCCCCACAGCUAAAUAUUUAAAAAUGGUGAAGAAUUCAUUUACCUCUUUUUCAUUCAUUUUAAUUUAUAUUCAGAGUUGUACUACUGGUAUGCCAAACAAUAAAUAACCCCCCUUGAGAA
This is a messenger RNA of Xiphias gladius (swordfish), 2256 nucleotides long. RefSeq names its product RAB9A, member RAS oncogene family (gene rab9a). The transcript has 4 exons. The record is from RefSeq and is a predicted model, not a curated record. Gene Ontology annotation, biological process: retrograde transport, endosome to Golgi; Rab protein signal transduction. The coding region runs from base 513 to 1121 and encodes 202 amino acids. Gene Ontology annotation, cellular component: phagocytic vesicle; late endosome; lysosome. Gene Ontology annotation, molecular function: GTPase activity; GTP binding. Lineage: Eukaryota; Metazoa; Chordata; Actinopteri; Istiophoriformes; Xiphiidae.